AUGCAGCAUCACGACAUGUCGGCUCCAUCCAAAAAGCCACAAUACACACUUGCUGUAGUUGGUUUUCGAAAGUGUGGCAAAACCGCCUUGAUGAGGAGGUUGUUGUUUGGGCUGAGCGAUCAUGAUGAAUUCUUUCGCAAAGAAUUAAAAAAUAUCAACAAUCCAAACCAGUGCACUACUGUUGGAGAUCAAUGGGAGAAAUUACAAACUAGUCUCGAAAACAAGAAUGGACUCUUCAUUUCCAUCUUAGCUUUGAAGAAAUUGUGUAGCACUACAUCAAAUACUCCAAACUUUGAUCCGUUCUAUCGAUUUCCGAAAUUAAUGAAUGACCGUUGGAAUAGUGAUUUACUUUUGAAUUUAUUUGAUAUGCCUUCUUUCAAAGGAGGAUUUCAGAAAACGGUGAUGAAGGGUUUAUCAUUAUCGGAUGGAGUGAUAUUUAUGAUUGAUUGCGGAAUGUUGGCAAAUUAUUGGAAAACACGUCACUGUUCCAAGAAAAACUUGGACGACAUUUGGAAUAGAAUAGUUACAGAGUCACUCCAUUUCGUUUAUGCAUAUGGAAAUAUGAACGAUCUCAUUGUUGUACUCAACAAGAUGGAUCUCGUUUCAUAUUCCCAAGAGUUUUUUAUAUUUGUAGAAAGACGAAUUUAUUCAACUUUGCAAGAAAAGUGCUGUUCUUUUGGUAUGAUUCGUUCAAUUUCCAUAAUACCAAUAUCAAUUUUGGAUGAAGAAAAUAUUGAAAAUACAUCUAAUAUAAUGAAAGAGUGGAAAUCAAUGAACUUACUACAAUGUGUUAGGAAUUUAAAAUCUCCAGCAUGGAAACCAUAUGCUCCUCUUCGAAUGAUUCAUCACCGAACAUAUUCAUGUAUGGUCUUGGCACAGUUGUAA
Molecule: messenger RNA, 885 nt
Organism: Naegleria fowleri
Lineage: Eukaryota; Heterolobosea; Eutetramitea; Acrasida; Naegleriidae
Exons: 1
Coding region: 1-885 (294 amino acids)
Biological process (GO): translation
Molecular function (GO): GTP binding; GTPase activity
Source: RefSeq, a predicted model, not a curated record